AUGAGUUCGCUAGACUUCGCCAACGCGCUGUUUUCAAAAUACCAACAAGUCGCUGCGAGUUGCUCCGCUCUGCUCUUCACAGACUCGCCAACUUCUCCCUUCCCGUCUUCCUCUAUCGCUCCUGCCGUGUCUUCUUCGUGCGCCCUCGUGUCCAGCGGAAAUCAGUUCCAUGUCUCCAGUGGGAGAGGCAACGGAGGGCUCCCUUUCCCUCCCUCCUCGUCUGCUUCAUCUCCUUCCUCCUCCUCCUCCUUCCCCUCCACCUCUGCCUCCUCAUCGUUCCGUUUGUCUCUUUCGGGUUUGAACCGGAGCAGCGGGAGUACUCAGCCCGGCGCGCAUCCUUUCAGCCCCGCUCAAGUGCGCGCAGGAGGGGCUUACAGCGCGCCACGAGCCGGGGCGCUGUGCUUCUCUGCGCAGGGAUGCGCCGCGGAGCGGUUCCCCGAUCCGGCCCAGCUCUGCUCACUGACCACCAGGUACCCUGAGCCGGCCUGCAGGCGGCAGAGUAGCCCGGAGCAGCAGCAGCAGCGGCGGCAGUCAAACGAGGAGGGGCCACGGAUUUACCCCUGGAUGAGAAGCACAGGGGUCGACAGAAGGCGCGGGCGGCAGACGUACACGCGUCACCAGACGCUCGAGCUGGAGAAGGAGUUCCACUUCAACCGGUACCUCACGCGGCGACGACGGAUCGAGAUCGCGCACGCGCUCUGCCUCACGGAGCGGCAGAUCAAGAUCUGGUUCCAGAACCGGAGGAUGAAGUGGAAGAAGGAGAACAGGUUGACCGGGAGCGGUUCCCCAACAGCAGCUUUACCGACUGGUGAAGAAGAAGAGGAGGAGGAAGACGAGGAGUAA
Messenger RNA from Chelmon rostratus (copperband butterflyfish), 843 nucleotides. RefSeq names its product homeobox B7a (gene hoxb7a). The record is from RefSeq and is a predicted model, not a curated record. The transcript is spliced from 2 exons. NCBI's taxonomy places the organism in Eukaryota, Metazoa, Chordata, Actinopteri, Chaetodontiformes, Chaetodontidae. Gene Ontology annotation, biological process: anterior/posterior pattern specification; regulation of transcription by RNA polymerase II. The coding region runs from base 1 to 843 and encodes 280 amino acids. Gene Ontology annotation, molecular function: RNA polymerase II cis-regulatory region sequence-specific DNA binding; DNA-binding transcription factor activity, RNA polymerase II-specific. Gene Ontology annotation, cellular component: nucleus.